Malus domestica (apple) is the source of this 1834-nucleotide messenger RNA. RefSeq names its product probable polygalacturonase. NCBI's taxonomy places the organism in Eukaryota, Viridiplantae, Streptophyta, Magnoliopsida, Rosales, Rosaceae. Gene Ontology annotation, biological process: carbohydrate metabolic process. The record is from RefSeq and is a predicted model, not a curated record. Gene Ontology annotation, molecular function: polygalacturonase activity.
CAACCACCGAGUCAGGUUCUUAAAGCGUUGAGCUCCCCAACGUUCCUCUACGCACAAGCUCCCUCCUCCCUUUUUGCCCGUUGGAGACAAUCACUUGCAGACAAAAAGCACCGCUCCAGAACCCUCCGAUUCCGAAUUCCCACCACCCUCACGGCUCUUCUCAGCCGUUAGAUCAGCUUCCCAAAACCCACAACCACUCCCCAGUAAGAUCUUCAACCGCAAGCUUCUUGCUUUCGGUUAAUUAAUGCAAACCCCAUUUCGCAUCUAGACCAAAAAUUCGACUGUUGGAACCUUCCCGUUGGAGUUUAUCUCAAUCCCGCAAUUGCCCUCGUAGUUGCUCGAAACUACGAGAAAUGGGUUCUCUCUGGCUUUCCCUUUCACUCCUCAUCUGCCUCAGCUACUUCUCGCUCUCGGCGGCGGACCCGGUGACUUGCUCCGGGAUAGUGCCCAUGAGGUACCGGAACGACAAGAUUUCGAUAGUGGAUUUUGGUGGCGUCGGCGACGGCGUUACGCUGAACACCAAGGCGUUCCGGGAGGCGAUUUAUCGGAUUCAGCAUUUGAAGAGGAGAGGUGGUACGCUUCUUUACAUACCUCCUGGGGUCUACUUAACAGAGAGCUUCAACCUCACUAGCCACAUGACUCUUUAUUUGGCUAAAGGUGCUGUCAUCAGAGCCACCCAGGACACUAGGAAUUGGCCGCUGAUUGCUCCUUUGCCAUCUUAUGGAAGAGGGAGGGAGCUCCCUGGAGGAAGGUAUAUAAGCUUUAUCCAUGGAGAUGGAGUUCAUGAUGUGGUUAUCACUGGUGAGAACGGAACCAUUGAUGGCCAAGGGGAUGUAUGGUGGAACAUGUGGAGGCAAAGAACUCUUCAGUAUACUAGACCAAAUCUCAUUGAGUUCAUGAACUCGAAAAACAUUAUCAUUUCCAAUGUGAUUUUCCAGAACUCUCCCUUUUGGAACAUUCACCCUGUGUAUUGCAGCAACGUUGUUGUCCGGUAUGUCACAAUAUUGGCUCCAUCUGACUCUCCCAACACCGACGGAGUAGAUCCAGAUUCAAGCUCUAAUGUCUGCAUAGAGGACUCCUACAUAUCCACUGGAGAUGAUCUCGUGGCUGUAAAGAGUGGAUGGGAUGAGUACGGGAUAGCUUACGGUCGCCCAAGUUCUGACAUUACUAUCCGCCGGAUUACAGGAUCAUCCCCAUUUUCUGGAAUUGCAGUCGGAAGCGAAACCUCUGGUGGAGUGGAGAAUGUCCUGGCCGAACACAUAAACCUUCACAAUAUGGGAGUUGGCAUCCACAUCAAAACAAACAUUGGUCGUGGAGGGUUCAUACGAAACAUCACCGUGUCAGACGUGUACAUGGAAAAAGCGCGGAAGGGAAUAAAGAUUGCAGGAGAUGUUGGAGACCACCCGGAUGAAAAAUACAACCCAAACGCUCUCCCAGUCGUGAAGGGCAUCACAUUCAAGGACAUCUGGGGCGUGCAGGUUCAGCAGGCCGGUCUAAUCCUGGGCGUGAAGAACUCCCCUUUCACCGGAAUCUGCCUCUCCAACAUCAACCUCCACGGCGUGACGGGAUCAAGAACGCCGCCAUGGAAGUGCUCGGACGUCAGCGGGGCUGCUCAUCUGGUCAGCCCUUUGCAGUGCUCGGAACUGAGUGCCCAACAAACAGCUUCAUGUACCAACUACUAAAAAGUUAAAUAAGAACUCUUCCUCUCUGUUCCCCUAAGCCCAAGAAUUCAGCUCUGUAAUUUUUGUUUGUUUGUUUGUUAUUUUUCGCUAUCCAAAAAUACUAUUUCUUAUAUUUGGGAAAAUGAAUGAAAUGAUGAUUUACAAAUCUCAAA